Molecule: messenger RNA, 772 nt
Organism: Coffea eugenioides
Lineage: Eukaryota; Viridiplantae; Streptophyta; Magnoliopsida; Gentianales; Rubiaceae
Product: F-box protein SNE
Exons: 1
Coding region: 125-685 (186 amino acids)
Biological process (GO): gibberellic acid mediated signaling pathway; regulation of gibberellic acid mediated signaling pathway
Cellular component (GO): SCF ubiquitin ligase complex
Molecular function (GO): protein binding
Source: RefSeq, a predicted model, not a curated record
GCUACUACACCUACAAAUACUCAUUAUUUCUCUCCAAACUUUUUACAUCAUUUCUAACCAAAUUCUCUGCAGAAAAAAACCCAUUAGUCUUUAUCCUUUUUUGCUUCAAAAGAGAAAAGUAAAAAUGGUGCAACUACAUGAAAAAGAUGAGAUGGAAACGGGAUCUAUUUUCGAAGAUGAAGAGAGCAAGAAACCCAAGUUGUGCAUCAAUGAUAACAUGGAUGUCCUCAUUGAGAUACUGAAGAAAGCUGAUGGCCGGUCACUAGGCGUAGCUGCGUGUGUUUGCCGGCUAUGGCGUGCUAUAACAAGGAAUGACUCGCUGUGGGAGCACCUGUGCUUCCGCCACUCUUCGCCCCCGCCGGAGGCAGUGAAGAAGAUGGUGGUUGCGCUGGGAGGGUACAAGAGGCUGUACAUGGUCUGCGUGAGGCCCGUUCUAAACAGACUUUUUGGGAAGUUCAGAAGAAUGAAAGUACUAAAAGGCAGUGGAGGGGGUGGUUGUGAGUCGGACUCGGACCUGGUCAGGCGAGUCUGGACUCGACAGGAGGUGGAGCUUUCCUUGUCUUUGUUCUGCGUAGAUUAUUAUGAGAGGGUGCUGCUUAGCGCCGGCGGCGGUGGUGGGAGUGGAAGAAUCGGCGACUCGUCCGCACUGUCGCUUAUGUUCCUCUGCGAGGCGGUGAAUGUUUGAUUGCAGCCGUUGACAUGAUGGUUUAAUUUCAAUCAAAGGGCUAUUUUUUUUUCCAUUUCACAUUCUUUUUUUUCCCUCAGUUGUGAU